AUGGUUGGUGACUAUGCGGACUCCAUGACCACAGUCGUUGCUGGACUUGGUCAUGUGGUGGUGGAUGUGCCCCUGUCAAAUGCCCUCUCCCUACUCUCACCAGCGCUCAGCUCAAUUCAGUCUCGUCGAGCAGAAGCUGAAACCAUCUUGUCUCGGCUUACAGAGCUAAAUCCUAAAGUGGGAAGCCAGUUCCAGCCAAAGGAGGAUCUCUUCGCGGAGCUGCAGAUGCGCGUGAUUUCGUCGCAACGGCCAUCUUCUGGGAAUAUAUCUUCCUUCAUCGUUGUGAGCUAUUGUUGGCACUACCCAGAGUGGAAAAUUCCCGAGGCGGCGCACCCAAUUGCGCAGGGAUGGGAGAUUUCGAUGCCCAUGAUCACGGCAGUAAUGGGCCUGCGAAGCGACCCAGAUGAGGGCGUCUGGCUAGACAAACUUUGCAUCAACCAAGAGGAUACGAGGGAGAAGAAGGUGCAUAUCGGGGCCAUGGAUACCAUAUACCGCUCUGCACGACGUGUGAUUAUUCUGCUGGAGGACGUCCAAUUUACCGAGGAGGAAGAGAGGGCAGGUCUUGUGUAUACGGGCUUCUACCAAGACCUCACUCGUGACGUUGUAGGAGCCGAAGACAAGCGCGCGUUCCUGAGGGAAUACUUUCCCCGUCGGGAGAGGGAGCUUCAAUCCGAGACUGGAAAAGACAUAUCGGCGACUGCAAGACGAUUCUGCUCCAGAGUCCUCGGUGGCCGUUGGUUUUCUCGAGCCUGGUGUGCGCACGAAAGCCGAGUGGCACCGCAUAUGAAGAUAAACAACCCCCUUUUCCUAUGUUACGGCCAUGACGGACGCGUUUUAUCGUUUGAGUUCCGCUGCAUCAACUACGUUUCCAUGUAUCUAAGUGAUUCGGAGCCACAGGUUCAGAGAACCGGGACGGAAAUGAGCGAUGCCAUGAAUGAUCCAGAGCCGGAGUCCCUGCUGCAGCGUUGGUGGAGGAUUCUGCGUCUUGUCCCAGAGGACGUUUCCGAUGUCUCUAUGAUGCAGCAUCUGGUCAAAAUUCUUUCAUUCCAAUGCUCCCACAGGCAGGAUUUGAUUUCGAUCGCGCUGAACACCUCUGGCAUCCCCCUGUCUUUUACAGGGACCCUUUCAUCCGUGGAAGACAUCAUCUGGAUAUUUUCCACCCUUGUGCUGGCCUGCAACGACGUUACGCCGUUUUUUAUGGAUGGGAGCAAGCUGAGAAUCAGAAAUGCUUGUGAUGACGCGUCUCAAGUCUCAUGGGUGGUUCGUCCGUUGCAAGGCGUUGUUGACCAUAUCCCUAACAGUACAAUCACGCCGUUCCCGCAAUCAAUUACUGGAGCCACGCAAGACUAUAUCGAGCUCGAUCUUCUUGUAUUCAAGGAGCCGCCAAAGGCAGCUACCGAUGAAUCUAUACAAGUAGCAUCAAAAAUCGUAGAGGAGUACCAUCUACUAGACUUUAGCAAGGACCUCCUGGCCGCAGCUGGCGAGGAUAUCCGACGUAGCGUCGGGCUGGUAGCAGGCGAAUUUCAGCGGGCCGGGGGCAGUUCUGGAGUACUAGAGAGGCUUGUACUCCUUUGGAUUGCUAUUGCCCUUGACUGUGGUCUUGAAUGGACUCUUCAAUUCCCGGAACUUAUGCGCGAAGCUACUCAAGAGACAUGGCUGCAUGGAACACUAGGAGAUGCAACAGAUCCCCGGUUGACAGAUGCAUCCAAGGCACUUCUCGAGCAUUUUUCCGCUUCUGAAGAUGACUCAAACAAAGAGACCACCGACAUUCAACGAUUGGUCAAAUCCUUCACAUGCCUUUUGGACCCUAGACUUGCUCUCUUAACCGCAGGCCCACGCUACUUGGCGACUGGACGAAGAGACUUUGGCAUCAUCCAGUCUAUAAGCAACAGAUCAUGGGUCGCUGUCCCUGUUGCAAUAGCGCAUCUGCCCGCUUGGGUGCCACGGGCUUGGGUUGUUGAGCCGUUUGACCCAUCAUCUGAGCCUGAAAAUCCCAAUGACCACCUCGUGGACCCAGAGAAAAAGGUUGACGCUGACGCAAAACCUGAAGACAUAUAUCCGAUCCUUACCUCGGACUAUAAGGACUUAAGAGAGCAGCCAAAUGAGAAAGGGACUUGGCGACUGCGGAAGCGGCACAUAUUGUUUGGUAGUAAACCUUGGGAACAGCUCCCCGCGUUUGAUAAUGAUUCAGGUAUGCUAUUGAGAAAACAGCGAGUCUACGGUUCGGAAGAUUAUGACUGGAAGGCGAUUCAUUCCGCUAUUAAGAAGUUUGAAUCUGCGCGUUCGCUCCAGGCUUGA
Molecule: messenger RNA, 2298 nt
Organism: Clonostachys solani
Lineage: Eukaryota; Fungi; Ascomycota; Sordariomycetes; Hypocreales; Bionectriaceae
Source: the annotation of a GenBank genome assembly